GGUUUGUGUUUGCUUGCUUUGCUUUUGCCCAGCAGAGGCGGCGGAGAGCCGGGGGAGCGAUGGCAGACGCGCUUGCCUGCAGUUCAGUGAUUUUGACUUUCCACCUUAGUCUUCGCCGCUUGCUCCUCGGUCGCCUCUAGUCGCUGUGCUCGGGGAUUAGACAUAAUGAUAACGUCUGCCAUCCCUCGAAAGCCAGCUUGUGGGAUGCAGGUGCGGGAGUAGCAGCCACGUGCUUGUCUGAACUUGCCCCGGGACAGGAGUCGGGGGAGUGGGAAGAACCUCCCUUAGCCCGGCCGGGAGAGGGCCUGAGGGAGAGCCAGGGUUUCACAGCCCUGGGACUGGCCUGGAGUGGUUAGGGUUGCAAGUUCAUCAGCUGUCGCCCACCGAGAUACUUAGCCCCUUCUGAUCCUAGUUUACAAUGGUUUUAAUCAUAGCAAUAUUCCUGAUACAGUGUUUUCAAAAAUUAGAACCACUGGGAUUUGUUACCACUGUCUUAAGGGUGUCAAUUCCGGGAUGCCACCUGUAGGUGGUAUGACUAGCAGUUCUCAGUCUGGUAGGAGAAAGGAAAAGUUGCCUGGAGAAUGACUCAGCUCCCAACCAAGCCGUGAUUUCACGAGGACAGGCCCUUUCCUGGAUCCUGUGGUCCCCCUUUUCAGAGCUUCAGAAUUGGCAGCUGCAAAGCUAAUUAACUUUGUGGUGAUAAUAAAUAGCUUCCUUUGCUUGAAGGAACUGCUCAGGAAAGUGUAGUGCUCCAAGAUGACUGUUCCAAGAGGAAAUUUACAAUGCCUAAAAUGGCUCAGGGAAACAGAAUAUUAGAGCUGGAAGAGGUGCAGGUAGUUCAGCUCCUUUUCACAAAUGAAGCUGGUGCCCGCAGAAGUCAGGAAACCUGCUCAAGAUCACAGAGGACUCACCAGCACAGAAGUCUCACCCAAUAUAGACCCUUUCUGCUUUAUCCCCAUUGGGAUGAAAGAGCUCUAGAGGGCAGCGACCACUCUUGCCAGGCCUCAAGGCUGGCUGAGUAGCUGGCUGCCCACUUGGCGCCCCACUUCUAUGUCUCAGCUGAAGAAUGUGGAAGCCAAGAUCCUCCAGUGUCUCCAGAACAAGUUCCUGGCCCGAUAUGUGUCCCUCCCAAACCAGAACAAGAUUUGGACGGUGACCGUGAGCCCCGAGCUAAAGGACCGCACCCCCCUGGUGAUGGUGCAUGGCUUUGGGGGCGGCGUGGGCCUCUGGGUCCUCAACAUGGAUUCCCUGAGUGCCCGCCGCACACUGCACACCUUCGAUCUGCUUGGCUUCGGGCGAAGCUCAAGGCCAACAUUCCCAAGGGACCCAGUGGGGGCUGAGGAUGAGUUUGUGACCUCAAUAGAGACAUGGCGGGAAACCAUGGGCAUCCCCAGCAUGAUCCUUCUGGGACACAGUUUAGGAGGAUUCCUGGCCACUUCUUACUCUAUUAAGUACCCAGAAAGAGUUAAGCACCUCAUCCUGGUGGACCCAUGGGGCUUUCCCCUCCGACCAACUGACCCCAGUGAGAUCCGUGCACCCCCAACCUGGUUGAAAGCCGUGGCCUCUGUCCUGGGGCGUUCCAAUCCAUUGGCUGUUCUUCGAGUAGCUGGGCCCUGGGGGCCUGGCCUUGUGCAGCGAUUCCGGCCAGACUUCAAACGUAAGUUUGCAGAUUUCUUUGAAGAUGAUACCAUAUCGGAGUACAUCUACCACUGCAACGCGCAGAAUCCCAGUGGUGAGACGGCAUUCAAAGCCAUGAUGGAGUCCUUCGGCUGGGCCCGGCGCCCCAUGUUGGAGCGAAUUCACUUGAUUCGAAAAGAUAUGCCCAUCACUAUGAUCUAUGGGGCCAACACCUGGAUAGAUACCAGCACAGGGGAAAAAGUGAAGAUGCAGCGGCCGGAUUCCUAUGUCCGGGACAUGGAGAUUGAGGGUGCCUCACACCAUGUCUACGCCGACCAGCCACACAUCUUCAAUGCUGUGGUGGAAGAGAUCUGUGAUUCAGUUGACUGAGCUGCCCUCCCUAGAGGAAGAGGAGAAAGCCAGAGAGUCGCACUUGCCUCCCUGUCUGCUUUACUCCCCCCCCUCUAUCCUUUCCUCACCAACUAACACCUGCCAGCCAGGCAGAGUCUUGGGCUUUCCCCAGGACAGGACCACAGUGUAAAAGAACACUCUUGAGGACUGGAGGCAAAAGCCAUGGAGGCCUUGCGUUCCCCACCUUAGGAAACAGCAUCAAGAACAUAAAGGGUUGCCCAGUGCCACCCAUUCUCUCCAUGCCAAGUGUUCCCAUAUGGUGGUUGUAAAGGGAUUGCACUUAGCCAUGCUCCCUCCUUGUGCCAAAGGGAGGGCAGUCUCUCUUCCCCUGGGUAAACAAGAGGCUCCCAGCAGCCUUUUCCAGUUCUGGAGUGUUUGUAGGGGUAAGUUUCAUGCAAGAACAUAGUCUUCCUAUCUCACUCCCUCCCCACUCCCUGUCCCAUCCCAUGCCAGUUCCACCAGGGUCUGGCUGGGACCAGUUCCCACCUAACUACCAAGAACAGGUCCUGGAGCUCCCAUGACCUACAGAAUCUCCUCCAUGAUCUGAGAGGUCAUAUCCAAAACCCUCAUUGACAGAUGAGGAAAGGACGUGGCUGGCCCAUGGUCACACAGCUCUGUGUGAUGCAAGUUCUGGCACAGCUAAGGCCAGAGCCCAGGCCUGCUGAUGCCCAGUGCUCAUUGCAGACUCCACUUGCUAAGGUUCGAGGUCGGCACUAUUGCCAUGUGGCUAGUCCUAAUCACUGGCCAAGGAUAAGCCCAUGCCUGCCCCCACAUUCCAGCCCCUCUGCACGGGGGUGCUGUUGUCCUGCUCUAUGUCACAGCUCUGGAUGCCUAAGCAGAGGACAUCCAAGUGCUUCCUUCCUUGCCCCGUCUUCCUCCCACCUGGGAUGCCUCUGGGUCUCCCUCUGUGCCUUGGGUCCUGAAGCCCCAUAUGUAGUAUAGAGCAAGAGUGGCCCCUGGUGGGGAGGCGGGGGAGCAGGGAGGCCCUUCAACCCAAGACCAUGUCUGAAUGCCCCCUCCCACUAGUAUCCACAGGGCUGACGCCCACCUUGAGGCCCGGCCAACAGUCCAGUGGGGAGGCUCAAGCCAGCAGCACCCUGUCCUCAUCAGCCACAGGAUAGUACUCACUGCCUGACCAUCCAUCUCUGCCUUCUGUCCCCAUGGUCUCCACUCAUUCCCUCCCCCAACAUACCUGUCUCGGCCUGGUUCCAGGAAGUUCUGGGAAGUUGGCUGGGCCUGGCCCCCAGAACCAGGGCAGCUCCUGCCUGCUCCUUCACUUUGUAGAGCCAACCCUUUCACCAACUCCUGUGCUCUGUACUAUUGUCCAGUUGCCUUGGCUCCUUUUCUAUAUAUAAUAAAA
Choloepus didactylus (southern two-toed sloth) is the source of this 3388-nucleotide messenger RNA. RefSeq names its product abhydrolase domain containing 4, N-acyl phospholipase B (gene ABHD4). The transcript is spliced from 7 exons. The record is from RefSeq and is a predicted model, not a curated record. Gene Ontology annotation, molecular function: phosphatidylcholine lysophospholipase A1 activity. The coding region runs from base 1051 to 2007 and encodes 318 amino acids. Lineage: Eukaryota; Metazoa; Chordata; Mammalia; Pilosa; Megalonychidae. Gene Ontology annotation, cellular component: lipid droplet.